GACACGAGCAUGAUCAAGAAGGAGCGCACAGCAUCAGCAGCGGGACACUCAGCCUCUGUCAGCCCGACACUCUUAAGUCCAGUCUGUACCGGGAGAGAGAGAGAGAGAGAGAGAGAGAGAGAGAGGUUUCAUUCAGACAAGUGAUUUAUAGACAGAGACAAAGAGAGGAAACUGAAAAGUGAGCGUGGACACGAGCGAAUCUGAGAAGUUAGGCUCCAAGUGCAGUCUUUUCUCUCUCUCUCUCUCUCUCUCUCUCUCUCUCGACACGGUGAUGGUGCGGGCUGUGCUCUCCGGACGGUGCCUGCGGUGAUGGGUCGGGUCGGGGGAUGAGCAUCGGGCGGUGUGGGGUGCCAGGGGCGCAAGAGGAGCUCUGGGCGCUCAGGCCACAUGGUGAGAUAGGGCUAGGACUGCCUCAUGUGUUGGGCCUCCUCUGAAUUCUGGUCCCCACCGCCCGCCAUCCCCCCAGCAUCAGUGGGAUGUCCCAGGUGUGCCUCCCCUUGGCCUUGCUCAUGCUCUGCAGCUGCACAAAGGUUUCCUCAACUAACUCCCUAGAGCUUGUGAAGGAGAAGUGGAGCAGCUACAGUAACCAGUGCCUGGACUACCUCAACACCACGCCCCCUGCCACAGGGCUGGUGUGUAACAGGACCUUUGACCUGUACGCCUGCUGGCCUGAUGGACUUCCAGGAACCACUGUCAAUGUCUCCUGCCCAUGGUUCCUGCCAUGGUACCGUAAAGUUCAGCAGGGUCUGGUCUACAGAGUCUGCAGAGAAGAUGGUCAGUGGUCAAAAAAGAACACCAGCGAAUGUGAGGACGACCCCGAUGAGCAGCAGUAUGGACGCAUCCUCAGUCAGUUGCGGAUCAUGUACACCGUGGGCUACUCCCUCUCCCUGGGAGCUCUGCUCCUGGCACUGGGAAUCCUCAUCACCUUCAGGAGGCUCCACUGCAUGAGGAACAACAUCCACAUGAACCUGUUCGCCUCCUUCAUCCUGAGAGCGGUGUCCAUCCUGGUGAAAGACGCCCUGCUCACCAUCACCCUGGACCCCAGGAGCAACAGCGACACGCGGACACACGCCUGGGCUGUGAUGUGGUGUCGUGGUGCCAUGGUGAUGAUGCAGUACAGCGUGAUGGCCAACAACUAUUGGCUGCUGGUGGAAGGAAUAUAUCUGCAUAGCCUGCUAGUCAUCACCGUGUUUAGCGAGAGGAAGUACUUCUUCAGUUAUCUGGCCAUUGGCUGGGGUGCACCACUUAUCUUCGUGUUGCCGUGGAUCACAGUGAAACAUCUGUAUGAGAACGAGGAGUGCUGGGAGAGGAAUAUUAACAUGGGAUAUUGGUGGAUCAUCCGGUCUCCUAUACUGUUUGCUUAUCUGAUUAACUUCUUCAUAUUCAUCCGAAUUAUAAAAAUCCUGAUGUCUAAACUCAGAGCUCAUCAGAUGAGAUACACUGACUACAAGUUCAGACUGGCAAAGUCCACUCUGACCCUUAUCCCCCUGCUGGGGAUUCACGCCAUCCUCUUCACCUUCGUCAUCGACGAGUCCGUUCCUAAAGGCUCCAUGCUGCGUCUCAUUCGCCUCUUCUGUGACCUCCUGUUUAACUCCUUCCAGGGCCUGCUGGUCGCCAUCCUCUACUGCUUCGUCAACAAAGAGGUGCAGUCAGAGAUGCUGAAAAAGUGGAAGAGGUGGAAGCUGGGCAAGGACAUUGACGAGGAGUACCGCCACACCCACAGCCAGACGCCGCACGUCAAAAGUGGCAGCCUCGCCGCCGGCAAUCUGACUGAUGACCCCAGCGGUGACUCACCUCGCCUCAACAAAACGGACCGAGGCCUGUCGUGCUCCGUCGCACCGGACGAGAACCGCCGACUGGUCCCCUCCUACAGCAACGGGACCGGGAAGAGCCGGCCCGCCAAGGCCAGAGGCUCCCUGCGGUUCUCUUUCCUGCCACAGCGAGGCCCCUCCAGCCAUGCCAGCACAACCACAGAGCACGUGUGUCUUGAGGAGAGGGGACAGUGCCGCGUAUACCCUCUGAAAGGAGAGGACACUAAUGUCUGAGGAUAAGCCUGCUCUGAGCCCACUGUCACGGACACUCACACUGAUUGCGCUUAUCGGCGUUUCAGAUCAGUGUUUAUCAUGGGCCAACAAGACAGCCUGAGAGGGAAUGAGGAGAAUGAGGACUGAGGAGAAUGCUCAGCCCUGCAUAACAUUGCAGGGAAUACAGUUUCCACCUGCAUAGUUGCAAAUGAAUAUGUAUUGGUUUAAGGACCUUGAGCAAAAAAAGAGGAGCACUCAAUGAUUUCAAACAUCAGUAAUGACUGAGCUCCGUGUGGGUGUGUGCAUGAUGUCAUGUCAACCCUUUGACUCCGACCCAGCGCACAUCCUUCCAUGUGUGCUGCUGGUGCCAUUGUGAGUCAAGCUUGUGUUGUGCGUCUGUUUGCAGCAAUGGACGCUCGUUCUCCUACAAAUUUUUUGUUUUUAUUUUGCGAAUUUUAUGAAUGUGGACUCCAGCGUGACUCUUGACAUCGUGAUACGGACACGAGAGAGUGGGGACCACGCACUGCUAUCACACAGUGUUUGCCACACUCAGGCAGCCUCACAGAUGAUGGAUGCUUCCAUCUUCAAGACUGUCGAAGGAUUUUUAAGUUAUUGUGGUUUAAACCAAACAAGAAAAUAAUAAACUCCUUUUGUGCAUUUUACAUCAGUUGAGUGAAAGGGUUAUAUCCCUUUUUUCCUCUCUUUUUUUCUGUGCAAAUGCUACACGUCUCUUUUAAACAGGUUUUCCUGUCUGAAUGUAUAUGAACAAUGGAGACAUAUGUAACACUGAAACAAAGUUUAACUGUAUAAAUGUAAGAAGAAAUACACACGUCCACAGUUACCGAGCGAUGAAACUUGAUCUUAAAUCUUAAUUUGCCUUCGCACAGCCUCGCAAAGUUGGCCCAGAUCAUCAUCACCAUCAUCAUCACCAUCAUCAUCAUCAUCAUCAUUAUCAUCGUCAUCAUGUGGCUCCAGUCAUUGUCCCUACAGCAGCACAUUCAUUCAGUUACCCAGUAUUUCUUUGAAAGAAUCAAGCAAAGGCAGAAAAUUACAUUUUCUUUUGCACAGAAUACAACAUGUACAGUUGAGAGAAGCUCUUUUAUAUGGCAGGGAGGUUUUUAAAUUGAAGGUGUUACAUUUCAUACACAUAAUGUGAAUAGUUUGUGUUGUUAAGAGCAUCACAUUGCCAAUGGAGAACCAGAUCUUUUUUUUUAGGUCAGGGCUUGUUUUUCAUGACACAAAAUGUGCCUCACAGAACCACUUUUAUUACUUUGGCUUAUAUUCAGUUUAGACAUUUGCUGGAUAUAACUUUCAAUAGAUCUCAGUCAUAACGGAGCCAACAAAGAUUUUCACAAGGACAUUCCUAAUGAAGUUCUGGAUCAAGGAUGGAAAACAAAUAUUGUUUGAAGGGCAGUGCACUGUAUAAUGUAAAUAAUGAUAAAGGUGAAUAUUAUAAAGACAAAGACGGUGUAAGGGUGGAGGGAUGUGUUGUCGUUGUGUUUUUGCUUGCCAGGUGACUCAGAAAUGGAAAACGAACAUGACUAAAUUUGUGUUUUUGCA
Scophthalmus maximus (turbot) is the source of this 3584-nucleotide messenger RNA. RefSeq names its product glucagon receptor b (gene gcgrb). Gene Ontology annotation, biological process: cell surface receptor signaling pathway; adenylate cyclase-activating G protein-coupled receptor signaling pathway. Lineage: Eukaryota; Metazoa; Chordata; Actinopteri; Pleuronectiformes; Scophthalmidae. The record is from RefSeq and is a predicted model, not a curated record. The transcript is spliced from 14 exons. Gene Ontology annotation, molecular function: gastric inhibitory peptide receptor activity; peptide hormone binding; glucagon receptor activity. Gene Ontology annotation, cellular component: plasma membrane. The coding region runs from base 477 to 2045 and encodes 522 amino acids.